Molecule: messenger RNA, 3348 nt
Organism: Daphnia pulex (common water flea)
Lineage: Eukaryota; Metazoa; Arthropoda; Branchiopoda; Diplostraca; Daphniidae
Exons: 3
Coding region: 1-3348 (1115 amino acids)
Biological process (GO): DNA integration
Molecular function (GO): nucleic acid binding
Source: RefSeq, a predicted model, not a curated record
AUGGACUACGAAGAGCUUCACACCUAUCUCCCACAUCAUCCGAUCUUCAGAGGCGACAAAUCAACGACGAAAAUCAGACCCGUCUUUGAUGGAGCAGCAAAAACGAAAUUUGGACCAAGUCUGAACGACGUGUUGGAGACCGGACCAAAUCUCAAUCCCGAUCUCCUAUCAGUGCUAUUACGCUUCAGAAAGUACGAGAUUGCCUGGAUCGCCGACAUAGAAAAAGCCUUUCUAAACAUCGCCCUGCAGCCGGAAGACGCUGAAGCAAUCAGGUUUUUAUGGCCCAGGGAUCCAGCAGUGGCUGGAUCGCCUCUAAUUGCCUACAAGUGGAAGAGAGUGCCCUUUGGCCUUAGUUCUAGCCCCUUUCUCCUACGUGUUACAAUUAACAAACAUUUCAAAUCACUAAGGUCUCGUUUUCCAGAAACUAUUCAACAGCUGGAAGAAAGUUUGUACGUUGACGAUUACCUCGGCGGAGCAAACAAUUUAUCAAUCGCCAAGAAAAGAGUCGAUGAGACGGACGAGAUCUUUAGUGACGCCCAACUCAACAUGAGAAGCUGGGCAACCAACAACGAAGACCUCAAACAACACCUGAAGGAGAAAGGACUGUCGAAUCAAGUCGUAGGCCUACUCUCCCCAGCCUUGGACGGCCAACAGAAGGUGUUAGGAAUCCGGUGGGACACCGGAUCCGAUUCGUUCAAAUUCGACCCAGCAUCCAUCAUCCAAGCAGUAGAAGAAGUGGGAUCGGAAAUCACCAAAAGAAAGAUACUCAGUAUCUCGGCAAGGAUUUUUGAUCCAAUUGGAUUUUUAUCUCCCACUGUACUUUUAUUGAAGAUUAUUUACCAGAAGCUCUGGGAAAAGGAGAUAGGUUGGGACCAAGCAGCUCCAGCCGAUAUCCAAAAAUCUUGGAAGAUAGUGAUGACUGGUCUCGCCGAUUUCACCGAACUACAAAUUCCACGAUGGAUCGGACUAUCCGAAAAAGUCACUUCACACGAAAUUCACGUCUUCGGAGACGCUUCUGAAGCAGCGUAUGGAGCCGUAGCCUACGCCCGACUCCAAAUAGGACAAGAAGAUCCACUCAUCAUAUUACUGGCCAGCAAGACGAGAGUUGCACCUCUACCUAAGAAAAAAGUAACUUUACCGCGUUUAGAAUUGCUGAGCUCACUUUUAGCCGUACGUUUAGGUGAAGUCGUAAAGAAUGCAAUGCAAGUCCAGUAUUGGAGAACUAUCUACUGGUCAGACUCCUUGGUUGCACUAGGAUGGAUUAGAGGAGAGCCGAACAAAUGGAAACCAUUCGUCCGAAAUCAAGUGGAAACGAUUCGAAAAUUUUCACAGCCCGAGUGGUGGAGACACUGUCCAGGUCUCCAAAAUCCGGCCGAUCUUGCCUCGCGGGGAGCGCCAGCGCCAACGCUGGUAACCUCAACUCUUUGGUGGAACGGCCCGAUUUGGCUCAAAGGAGAAGAAACGGAAUGGCCAGAUUCUCCCAACGACCAAAUUCCACAAACAAUCCAGUCCGAAAUGGAAUCGGAAGCUAGGAGUACGACGGUCAGCACAACAGCAGCCAUCGCAAUUCCAACAGCCUCCGUCGACUGGAAUCUCGACAAAAUUUCCACCUGGAAUCGACUGUUAAGACGUACAGCCUGGGUCUCACGAUUCCUCAGCAGGAGUCAAAAGAAGCUCAGACCUCCCGGUCCAGAACGAAUGGAGUCGAUAAAGGCAAUUGGACCAGAUGGAAAAGGAAGUGGAAAAGUUAUCCGGAUUACAAGAUUAUCCAGAGAGGAGCUGGAUGAAGCGGAACUAACGAUCUACAGACAGCUCCAACGAGAGCGGUAUCCUAAGGCGUUUGAAUCGCUACAGUUAGACAACACAAUCCAGCCCAAGGAGAAGAUCGCUGCACUUUUCCCAAUCUGGGACGCCAGAGACCGUCUCAUUCGAAUCCAUGGAAGAGUAUCACUUGCCCUAAGAGAUAGAAACAUCGAUCCCCCAAUCUUGCUUCCUGCAUCACAUAUAGUAAUCACUUUUUUAAUUACAGACAAACACGAGUCGCUACUACAUGCAGGAGCAAAGGUGACACUAUCAGAGUUGAAAGAAAAAUUCUGGAUAGUUAAAGGACGACAGCAAGUGAAAAAGACUUUGUUUACUUGUGUGGAAUGUAAAAAGCUGACAUCACCACCAUUCCAGGAAUUAGCAGCCCCUCUUCCUUUAAACCGACUCAAACUUGCACAAUCUUUUCACGUUACAGGAGUCGAUUUCGCUGGACCACUGCUGUACAAACCAGCACAGCGAAGGAAGAAAAGGAAAGCUCCACCAGGCGUCCAGGAUCCGACGCCAGCAGACGAUCCAACUGAAGAGCGAAUCGAGGAGCCACCCACUGAAGGAGACGCUCCAAUCGAAGCUCUAAUCGUAGUCACUCGAGCGGUUCACCUGGAAUUACUACCCGAUAUGACGGCGCGUUCCUUCUUACUAGCCUUCAGAAAAUUCGCAGCUAGACGAGGACCCGUCUCAGUGAUGUAUUCGGACAACGCGCAAACUUUCCGAUGUGUUGAACGAUUCCUGAGAACUAUCCAUGCCGAUCCAACCAUUCAAGAUUUCCUCGCGUCCAGAAAAACCCUUUGGAUAUUUUCCGCCAGCCUAGCGCCAUGGUGGGGAGGAUUCUGGGAACGGAUGGUGAGGAGCGUCAAGGAUCUGCUGCGACGCUCCAACGGUCGAGCCUGCCUUGACUACAUGGAACUGGAAGCGAGUCUAACAGAAAUCGAGAGCGUAAUUAACGCCCGCCCACUCAGCUAUAUUGGGGAAGGAGCUGACGAUCCACUUCCGAUAACUCCAAACCAAUUUCUAAACAACAGACGUUCUACUCGUGCCGAUCCGGAGCCAGCCGUUAACUUGCUAGCUCCAACAUCGACCAGCAUCGUACUACAAGAGAUGGACAAGAACAGGAGGGAAUAUGUCGCUGACAUCUGUGCUAGAUUCGUCGACGAUUAUCUACUCCAACUAGACAACUUCCACUCCAAAGGAAAAUCCGGAAGGAAGAUCCGCCUAGGAGAAGUCGUCGUUAUCCACGACGAAAACUCCAAACGACUCAUGUGGUCUACCGGAGUAGUGAAGGAACUGAUUCCAAGCCGCGACGGACUCAUCCGCUCUGUCAUGCUCAAAGUUCCAAAUGAGCUGCGAGAAGACCUCGCCGAAGACGUCGAAAUUGGAAAUCCGGAACCGAUCCAGGAGCCGGAAGAGGAUCCAAAUCCAACUUUGCCAGAGCCAGAAAUCGAUCUCGCUGUCGGAGACGCUACGCCAGCUCCCGAAGAACCGGAAUGUCGAGCCGGAUGCUACGGGCUCUGGUGGGGAGUGUGUUAG